Molecule: messenger RNA, 1931 nt
Organism: Equus quagga
Lineage: Eukaryota; Metazoa; Chordata; Mammalia; Perissodactyla; Equidae
Gene: IL15RA
Product: interleukin 15 receptor subunit alpha
Exons: 7
Coding region: 416-1180 (254 amino acids)
Biological process (GO): interleukin-15-mediated signaling pathway
Cellular component (GO): plasma membrane
Molecular function (GO): interleukin-15 receptor activity
Source: RefSeq, a predicted model, not a curated record
CUCCCUCUGCAGGGGACCAGAGACCCAACGGACUUCUAGGGUCCAGAGGCGAGGAGAGAAGGGGACGGGGCGGGGGGAGCGGGGCCCGGGCUUCCGCAGGUGACGGUCCCGGGUCUGCGCUCCUCGCUGCCGGCGGCGCUCGGGGACCGGGUCUGCGGGGCGGGGGUCACGGCGGUGCCGGGGCUUUUCCUAGAGGGGGUGGGGAUGCUGAGUCACGGAUCUGUCACAGCUCUUCACCUCUCCCCAGCCCUCCGGGGGCUAAAGCAAAAGCGAAAGCGAAUGCGACUCGCGGGGCGGCCAGUGCGGGGAGCUACGCCGGCCGCCUCCUACGGGACCCUCGCGCAUCCGCGGGCGCGGGCGGCGGGGUGGCUCGGCCGCUGCGAGCCCGGGAGGUGGCCGGCGGGAGCGUCCGGCCAUGGCCCGGCGGCGGCUCCGGGGCUGCCGGGUCAGCGCCCUCCCCGCGCUGCUGCUGCUGCUGCUGCUCCGGCCGCCGGUGACUCCGGGUAUCACAUGCCCUACUCCCACGUCUGUUGAACAUGCGGACAUCCGGGUCAAGAGUUACAACCUGAGCUCCAAGGAGCGGUAUAUUUGUAACUCUGGUUUCAAGCGUAAAGCCGGGACGUCCAGCCUGACUGAGUGUGUGCUUAACAAGACCACGAACCUUGCCCACUGGACAACUCCCAAUCUCAAGUGCAUCAGAGACCCCUCCCUGACUCGCCAAAGGCCACCCUCCACAGUAGUGCCGGCAGGGGUGACCCCAGAGCCACAGAGCCCCUCCCCUUCUGGAAAAGAGCCAGCUUCCACUUCCAAGUCAGACACCACAGUGGCCACAAAGCCAGCUAUUACCCCAGGCUCCAGGCUGAUGCCAUCAAAAUCUCCUUCUGCAGCCACCACAGGGGUAGUCAGUCAUGAGCCCUCCCAGGCCCCAUCUCAGACAACAGCCUUGGAACACACUCCCUCCGUCGCCUCGCGAGAGACGCCAGGUGUACAUCAGUAUAGUUCCAGAGUUGUGACUGCGGCCGUCUCCAUACCUGUCGCCCUCCUUUUUGGAUGUGCGGUAUUUCUUCUGGUACGUUGCAGAAUAUCAAGGCCAACUCCCCAGACAGCCAGUGUUGAAAUGGAAAACAUGGAAGAUGCGCCAAUGACCAGGGGAACCAGCAGCAGAGAAGAGGACACAUAAACCAUCCACAUGACCAAGGAAACUCCAGGGGACAACCGAGGCCAGCAAAGGCUGGGGCGAAGGCACCAACCCUGCUCUAGCCAAAGAGGACCGAGAAAAGACUCAAGGAGUUGGGCGCCAGGGAACAGCCCACAAGGCUGAUAAGACGUCCUGGAAUCAUUUUAUCAACUGUGCCCAGCCUGGGCACCGCCUGCAUGAGCAGGGUUUCCAGGCUCGGGAUGGAUGCUGGCUGCCUGCCCUGCCUGCCUUCCGCAGGCGCAGGGCUCAGUUCCCAAAGUCACAGCACAUGAAGCUUUCCCAGGAGAGGCUGAAGGCCCCAAGUCUUCCCAUCAGGGCUCUUAUUUCAUUAUGACAUCAAUUCUGGAUAGCUUAUCUGCUUGACUAUCCCUUCCACGCCUUAUCCUGACUUACAGUUGACAAAGAAAAGAAAUGUACCUGAGGCUUUAAGUGAACUACGAGGCUCCUCCUGGCUUGGGAGAUGUCCACAAGGAUGACACCAGCAUUUCAGCUCCUAAAAACACUCUGCAGUUAGGUGCUCUGCCUGCAUUCAAAGGGAGCAAAGAGAUAUUGCGCCCAUGAAUCCUCUUGAUGUAAGGAUUCAGAAAGAAGAAAACUGAACUCUGACGUUUCUCUGUAGACAUGCAUUUAUAUUUAUACUUCCUUGUCUAUUGUAUCUACAUAUUAUAUGAUUUAUAUUUUGAAUUGUGCCUUGUAUAAACAAAAUAAAAUGUCUAUUUUCAAUAUAAAAAAA